Molecule: messenger RNA, 1284 nt
Organism: Lacerta agilis (Sand lizard)
Lineage: Eukaryota; Metazoa; Chordata; Lepidosauria; Squamata; Lacertidae
Product: amphiregulin-like
Exons: 6
Coding region: 185-841 (218 amino acids)
Biological process (GO): positive regulation of cell population proliferation; positive regulation of mitotic nuclear division; epidermal growth factor receptor signaling pathway
Source: RefSeq, a predicted model, not a curated record
UCGAGCUGCGUCCGACCGGCCUGCCUGCCUGCCUCCACCGCAUAUAUAUCUCUCGGCAGGGAUGGAGCAGGGUUGCCGUACGGCGCUCGCAGCUCGCCAGGCGCCCGUCGAGUCCCUCUGAGCCGGAGCCGCCUUUGCGCACCUGCCUAGACGUCCGCCCCCCGACGACGCGCCCGUGCCCUCCAUGCGCGCCACGCUCGCCCUCCUCCGGCUGCUGCUCUGGAGCUUAGUGUGCCAGCAUGCCGCUGGAUCAGGGCUAAAUGUGACGGGACAAGAGCAAAACAUGCCCGUCCUGAGGACUCUUAAUACACCUGCAGCUGGGGUGUUUUCCUCGGGAGUUGACUAUGAAGGGACUGAAGAGGAAGAAGUGGCAAUGGCACCUCAAUUCCUUGUAGGUGAUUCAGCUACAGUUGCAUUUGAACUUAAAAAGCCAGCAAAAUCAGAGAGCGGGAAAAAGAACUCAAACAAACCAAAAAGAAAGGGGAACAACAAGGGGAAGAAAAACAAGAAGAAAACUCCAUGCGAAGCAGAGUUUAAAAACUUCUGUGUACAUGGCGACUGCAAAUAUUACGAACAUCUUCGAAAAGCCACGUGCAAGUGCCACUCGGAUUACUUUGGCGAACGUUGCGUAGAGCAGUUCUUGAAGACGCACAGUACCGAUGGCAACGAUGUAGAAAGUUUCACAUCCACAAUACUUGCGUCGACGGCUGGUUUGCUCACCUUUGCUGCCAUUGUGGUCAUUGUAACACUGCUGGUAAGGAAAAAGUGUUCUGUGUGCGAUGAAACGGAAGAAAGGAGGAGGCUCCGGCAAGAAAAUGGAAGUUCCAGCAAUGAUGUUUAAAGGGAACUGAAGGAGAUGCAGCUGAAAAGGCUGUUGCCGAAGCACACGCCCUUCCGUGGAGGCACGUCGGGAAAGGUCAGACUGAGAACCUCAGAGGAGCACGUUGAGAGCCUGAGACCUUGUCUGCCCAACAUGGAAGAUGCCGCAAGGAGGGGGUUUUGCACUCCCUUUGCCUCUCUGCAGCUGCCAGAGGAUGCCAGGCAAUGUCGCCACACUUGCAGGAAUUAACAUCUGUAGAGUUUCCACAGCCGCCGGAGAGCUGCCCCACCCUGUUCAGUACUGGAAGACGACCCAAAGAUGGUUGCCGUGUGUGCGUUAAUCUGUCACCGGAGAACUAUCGGCAGGUAGUUUACAGAGACUUCUGUGUGCAAGGGAGAGAAUUUAGGAGAUGUUCAUGCCUGCAUGAUGGGUUGUUUUUUCUUCUUCUUUGUGUUGUUACUGAC